GGUGAAAGUGAGCAAAGCAACAGUAUAACGUUCAGAAUUAUAAACAGGCGUAGGAAGAAAGCUCAUGCGCAGUUUAGCUGAUAUCUAAGCAUUUGGGAUGGACCUAUGCAUUCAGUAAGGUCAAGAAAUAGACCAUCAGAUAAUAGGGACUCCGUGUAUGUGAGCAAUUUUGAGCAGUAUGUUGCUCAUGAUCACAACCUCACGUUCAUUUUAGUUUAAAGGAGACGCAACAAAGCACUCAAAAUGGUAGCGGCGAUGCUUGUACUAAGAAGUGGAUUUGCUGCAGCUUUAAGAACGGAUAUUUAGUGUCUGGUUCUCAAAAAAUAUAUUGGUUUCAUUUGAAGCUUUUCAAUAACUGAUUAAUAUAUUUAAUGUCGAAAAUCUGAAACGAGUAUAGCGCUUUUGCUAUGUCACACUGGGAUUACGGCCCCAUGUAGGGAACAGAUGCUUACGUAAAAUGCCCAAAUAAACAGGUUUUCUUCUUAAUUGUGUUUAAAGUGGUAAAGUCGUUCCAGGAUAAAACUAUUCAGAAAGGCACCCACGGCCAUGGAGCCGGAAAGUGACUCAGCCGGCUGCAGAGUUAAAGGUGAAGAGCCGGAGGAUGGAAAGGCCACGAAGCGAUCCCCGGUCAAGAGUGGAAUUGUCCCUGCACGCAGGGCUUUAAGAGAGGGUGGAGUUGGUCGCAAGAGGACGGGUGCUUCAGCGUCGCCGGACACCAACGGGGAUACUGUUGUCAGUCAGAGUCAAAUCUCAGGAAGAGUGCUACGAGACCGGUCCACGCGGACAAUCCCUGCUUGGUUGCGAAGCGACCAGAGUGAUGACGGAGAGGAUGUCAUCCCAGACGUGUCUGCAAACCGGCGGAGGAAAGUUACCCGAAAAAAGAACUCCUCAACAGGAAUUGUCUGGGAUGGCAGUGGUCAGUUUCAACACUCUAGCUGUAGUGAGCCUAAGGAAGUAACGGAUGAUCCCGCCCCACUCUCCCGCCGUUCCCAAGCACGGACCAAAGUCCCACUUGCCUGCUCAUUCAGGAGCUCUAGAGGGCUGUGUAAGAGUGAGCCAGCUGCAGACCAUGCUGUUGUUGAAGAGGAAGCCAUGGUUACUGCAGAGAGAGGUUCUGGAAAGGAGAAAAGAGAGGAGGCCAGUGAGGAUGAAGAUAAUCUCUUACAGGAUAAGGAUCCUCCUUUCCAAGAUGACCUCAGUGAUCUGAACUACCAACCUCAGUCUCAAAGACAUGCAGAGAAUCAAGAGUUCAGCAGUGAUGAAGAUGUCCCUUUUACAGACGACCUGAAUGACCAGAGCUAUAACCCUAGGUCUGACAGGGAAGCACCUAAACUGAGGGGCAGACCUCCAGCCAGGAAAAGGGAGAAGAAACAGAAGGAGCAGGAAAAAGAAAAGGAGCUGGACAUAAAGAAAGAGGGUGGAGAGAGCGUUCAGGACGUGAAGUUGGAGAGUGAGCUUGGAGAGGUGACGCAGGAGCCUAGGAAGAGGGGCAGACGAAGGAAAGACGACAAAACACCUCGUCUCCCUAAAAGAAGGAAGAAGCCACCAGUGCAGUAUGUGCGCUGUGAAAUGGAGGGCUGUGGCACUGUCCUAGCACACCCCCGCUACCUACAGCACCAUAUAAAGUACCAGCACCUGCUGAAGAAGAAGUAUGUGUGUCCACACCCCACUUGUGGAAGGCUUUUCAGACUGCAGAAGCAGCUUCUUCGUCAUGCCAAGCACCACACAGACCAGAGAGACUACAUCUGUGAGUUCUGUGCCCGCGCCUUCAAGAGUUCUCACAACCUGGCUGUACACAGAAUGAUCCACACAGGAGAGAAGCCCCUUCAGUGUGAGAUCUGCGGUUUCACCUGCCGCCAGAAGGCAUCCCUCAACUGGCACAUGAAGAAGCAUGAUGCCGACUCCUCUUACCAGUUCUCCUGCUCCAUCUGCAGCAAAAAGUUUGAGAAGAAGGACAGCGUGGUGGCUCACAAGGCCAAGAGCCAUCCGGAGGUCCUGAUCGCUGAGGCCUUGGCGGCCAACGCUGGUGCUCUCAUUACCACUCCCACCUCCCUGCUGGAAGCCCAGGGAAACCUUGUACAAAGUAAGCAAGUAGAGGUAGUGCAGGUUGCUCAGUUGAGUAUGUUGGAGACAGUCAACCAGCAGGGUGGGGAGGCAGGGCCAGUUAACCAGCUGGUUGGGGAGGAGGGACCAGCCAAUCAGCAGGUGGGGCAGAUGAGCCACCAGGUUGUAGUGUUAGGACAAGAUCAGAACCUCCACACAAUGCAGGUGCCGGUGACUCUAGCCCUGUCUGCCACUGGCCCCCCUUCACCCACUGCCAACCCCCAAAAGACCCACCUGCAGUUCCAGAUGCCCCUUCAGUUCGUGCAGACGGCCCCAGCUCAACGGUUGCAACAGCAACCGCAAAUCCAACAACUGACCCUACAUCCCAGCUCCGUGGUCACCCAGCACCAGGCCCAGCACCUGCCGCUUCAAUCCUAUCAGCAACAGCCGCAUGAGGGUCAAACCCCAAUUCUCCACAUGACUUUUGAACCUAUAUCCCAGUUGCAGACCCACAUCCAGCAGAUCCCCUGUCUAGUGUCCCCUCAGCAGCUCCACACCCUUCCGACGGUUCCCCAGACCUCUACCCCUAGUCCUGCACUCCUGCCCCAAGACCCAGAUUCUACCAAUGCAGAAAGCUACAUCCUGGACGGGCCCACACUCUCCUCUUCCUCUACUUUGUCCGUAAACACCCUUCAUCCAGUGAACACAAUGGGUGAGAUAGGCAAGGCCUGGGAACAGAACGGCGAAGGGCUAGUCUUAGCUAAUUGCACAGAAGAGCACAUGGAACAUGCACUUAUUUAGUAUAGCCGUGGUUACAAAGGGAAAAGAUAGCUUUUUCCCCACACCUAGCUGUGACCCUUUAAACGUGUGAUGCAUUUACGAUAAUCACAAAUAGGCCUACAGCAUUUGUUAUGUACUCUUUCAAAGUUAGUUUUUGUAGCAUUUUAGGCUGAUAAACAUAUUUUCCCUGAUAUACUUUUCAUAAGUUAUGAGUUGCCUUUGUAAAUAAAGUGAUGUCGUUUGUCAAUCUAUA
This is a messenger RNA of Osmerus eperlanus (European smelt), 3076 nucleotides long. It is a transcript of the gene zfp91, whose product is annotated as ZFP91 zinc finger protein, atypical E3 ubiquitin ligase. Gene Ontology annotation, biological process: regulation of transcription by RNA polymerase II. The transcript has 12 exons. Bases 547 to 2844 code for a protein of 765 amino acids. Gene Ontology annotation, cellular component: nucleus. NCBI's taxonomy places the organism in Eukaryota, Metazoa, Chordata, Actinopteri, Osmeriformes, Osmeridae. The record is from RefSeq and is a predicted model, not a curated record.